AUGGCAGAUGGUACCUACAGGUUCCAGCAGCCUGGGACCGGGCAGUUUUACUUCCAAGCACAGCCGCAGCAUUCUCACCAGCGACACUUCAUUCGUAACGGAACCAACUCUCCAACUGGCAAAGUAAAGUUUAACAACGACACACCCUCUCCUUCUCGCUCCCCUCCCCUUCACCAGGCCACAGCGCUUAACGCGUUCGCAAUGUACAACCAGACCCACCAGGCAUUGAUGAAUGGCGGUCAUGCUCAUCAGAGGUUCGGCAUGCAGAUGCCCAAGUUCCAGCCUCAGAACCACCAUCCACACCAUGCGCAGCAACAACACCAUCCGCAGCAUAACCAGUCAUCUCAUACGAUCAAUCAUCAGCACAAUUUCUCUGCUGCAGCACUAGCAAGCACCACUCCCCACUUCACGGCGAACCAUAUCCAAAAUGGGACACCGGCCAACAUCGAAGAGGACAUGGACGAGUCUAUGAGCGAAUACUGGCAACAGCAGCUCCAACUGGCAGCAGAGUCAAGACAGGCAAACUCCCCGCAUUACUACGCCCGUUCCGUUGCACAGCAAGCCAAGGGCAUUCAGCUCGUUUCUAGCAUGCCCGAAGCCCAGGAUACUGAGGGAGAUGAACGCAAUGGCUUACUAAAGUCUAAGCUGAAGUCAAGGCAAACUUGGAAUGCUCUCGAUUUUGGUGGCCAAGGGCUACGUGCUCUCUCGAGCUCUUUGUUUAACUAUGUGUUCCUCGAGAAGCUAUAUCUCAAUCACAACAAACUCAGGGUGCUCCCUCCUUCGAUUGGCCUGCUGCGGAAGUUAAACCAUCUUGACCUAUCUGGAAACGACCUUGCUGAGCUCCCUGAAGAGAUCGGCAUGCUCACGAGCUUGAAGAAGCUUUAUCUUUUCGAUAACAAUAUCCGGACUCUCCCUUAUGAGAUGGGGUACCUAUACAGGUUGGAGACUCUGGGGAUAGAGGGGAAUCCUUUGAAUGAUAUCCUAAAGUCUCAGAUCAUGAAAGAAGGGACCAAGGGCCUGAUCAGAUAUUUGAGAGAAGAGAUGCCAGUACACCUCCCGCCUCCCGAUCGAGACUGGAUAAUCCUUGACGAGACUGCUAGUUCACCGAAUGCUCCGGUGGAUAAGGUUUCGGUUCUUUCCUACAACACCCUUUGCGAAGCUGCUGCAACUCCGUCGCACUACGGUUUCGUUCCCUCUCGUAUAUUGUCGUGGGAAUAUAGGCGAGAACUGGUUCUGAGUGAAGUCCGGUCUCACAACGCAGAUAUUGUCUGUCUGCAAGAGGUUGACCAGGGUAGUUACAAUGACUAUUUCCGGGAAAAGCUGGCCUAUAAUGACUACAAGGGUGUAUAUUGGCCGAGAGGCAGAGCCAUGGGCAUGCAGGAGGAAGAGGCGAGGUCCGUUGAUGGCUGCGCCACUUUCUUCAAGGGAAGCAAAUUUAUCCUUCUCGACAAACAGUUGAUCAACUUCGGUCAGACUGCAGUACGGCGGCCUGAUGCCAAGGGUCAAGAUGACAUCUACAAUAGGUUGUGGCAAAAGGAUCACAUUGCGGUUGUCGUUUUCCUAGAGAACAGGCAAACUGGAUCCCGGUUUAUUGUUGUGAACGCGCAUCUCUACUGGGACCCUUCUUUCAAGGACGUGAAGUUGAUUCAGACCGCAAUUCUGAUGGAAGAGAUCACCAAGCUCUCUGAGACCUACGCCAAGUGGCCUGCGUGCACCGACAAGACCGCGUUCCGUUUCUCGGAAGCGGAUGGCGAAGACACUGUGAAACCCAUCGAGCCUGCCCCGUCUGCAGAAUAUGCUAGCGGCGAUCUGAUCCCGUUGAUCAUGUGUGGAGACUUCAACUCAUCUCCUGGAACUGCUGCAUACAAUUUGAUCGUCCAUGGCGGGCUAACCGAGGAGCACCCUGACCUCGAAAAACGGCUCUACGGCAACCUGAGUCGCGUUGGUAUGAGCCAUCCGUUCAAGCUGAAGUCAGCGUACGCUUCCGUUGGCGAACUGAGCUUCACAAACUAUACGCCAGACUUCAGGGACAUCCUUGAUUAUGUCUGGUAUUCAUCGAACUCGCUCAACGUCACGGCAUUGCUAGGUGAUCUGGACAAGGAGUAUCUACAGCGGGUUCCAGGAUUCCCGAAUUUCCACUUCCCAAGCGACCAUAUCGCGUUACUGGCAGAGUUUUCGGUGAAGACAAAAAAGGGCAAGGUUGUAGAAGCGGACUUUGGACCACAGAAGAAUUGA
Monascus purpureus is the source of this 2235-nucleotide messenger RNA. The record is from the annotation of a GenBank genome assembly. Lineage: Eukaryota; Fungi; Ascomycota; Eurotiomycetes; Eurotiales; Aspergillaceae.